UUCCCAAAAGUAGACUCGCUUUCAGCGUCCUUCCUCAGAUUCUCUCUCUUUCUCUCUUUCUGUUGAUAUAUUCUGUUAUCGCUUCUCUACGUACCUCUGAUCCCAAACUGGAAACGGCCUUGUUUUCUGAGAGGCAUUUCAUCGAAACAGGCACCAUGAUUAAGUUGUUUAAAGUAAAGGAAAAGCAGAAAGAACUAGCUGAAACUGCUGCUGGGGAGCCUCCAGUCAAAAAGCAAACUGCUGGACAUUUACGUCUUAUCAGAGAUAUAAGUGAAUUAAAUCUGCCAAAAAGAUGUACCAUAAAAUUCCCUAAUGGCCAGGAUGAUGUUAUGCACUUUGAAGUAACCAUCUGUCCUGAUGAAGGAUAUUAUGAGCAUGGGGCUUUUGUUUUCUCUUUUCAAGCUUCUCCACUCUAUCCCCAUGAACCACCUAAGGUUAAAUGCAAGACAAAGGUCUACCAUCCGAACAUCGACUUAGAGGGAAAUGUCUGCCUAAACAUUUUACGAGAAGACUGGAAACCUGUGCUAAAUGUAAACACAAUCAUUUACGGGCUAUAUCACCUUUUUACGGAACCAAAUCACGAGGAUCCUCUCAACUAUGAGGCUGCUGCAGUGUUGAGAGAGAACCCGAAAUUGUUUGAAAGUAAUGUUAGGAGGGCUGUGAGUGGUGACCUUGUGGACGGCACUUGGUAUCCUAGCGCCUAUUGUCCCUACACCGAUGAAGAAUGAAUCAGUUGCCAACUUACUCGAAGUUGGGGUUCAAAAAUCUGUACAUUUUAGAUGCUCCUCUCUAUCUGCAGUCUUUCUGCUUCAAAUUUGAGACUGCAGGAACUGGGAAGUAGAUAGCUGCUCAUAUCCUACUAUAGCAUAAUAAUUGAUUUUCAGUUUAGACAUUGUUGAAGAUAAUUAAGGUUAAAUCUCCUGUUUUGAAGAAAAUGAUGAGAUUGCUGUUGA
This is a messenger RNA of Sesamum indicum (sesame), 953 nucleotides long. Its product is annotated as NEDD8-conjugating enzyme Ubc12. Lineage: Eukaryota; Viridiplantae; Streptophyta; Magnoliopsida; Lamiales; Pedaliaceae. The record is from RefSeq and is a predicted model, not a curated record.